GUUGAGGGGAAAAGGAGAGUUCAGCGCUCAGGGGGAGAGAUCAACGAGAGUUUGGACGGAGGGAGCGCAGACAGGCACAGACAAGCUUCAUCACAUAAUCGUCCUGCUUGUUCAGUCCCCCAGGUUCCUCCAUAAAUAAACCUUAGUUGUCAGAGACAACGUCAAGACUGAAAGGAAUCCGGAAAAAACUUGGUACUGGCAUCGCAGUCACAGCACAGACCCUACGGAUAAAGUGUGCAGGUGUCAUAGGCUUGCCAGAAACAGGAGCCAUCAGAAUGGGAAGUGUUUAAAGCAUUCAGAAGCAUCUUAACCUCAGCUGAAAGUGAUUGGUGUUGAAAGAUCACAUUUCGAAGGACUCGUUUUUCUGGUCUUUUGUCCUUAGAAAGGAUACUGCAGUGAAACGCCAUGGCAUCGAGUGGUAACGCCAUUGAUCUCCAGCCAACGAAAAACAACGUCUCCCCUGCUCCCAAUUAUGGCCAAGUUCCAGUCCCACCAGGUUAUGUGCCCCCUCAGGCACCUGUGAUGAUGCCUGUCCCUCAGAGACCCCCUGGCUGUCCCCCUGGACUAGAGUACCUGACCCAGAUUGACCAGCUCCUUGUCCAUCAGAAAAUUGAGUUGGCUGAGGUUAUUUUAGGCUGGGAGACCAAUAAUAAGUAUUUGGUGAAGAACACAGUCGGUCAGCAGGUGUUCUAUGUGGCGGAGGAGAACAACUGCUGCAACAGGCAGUUCUGUGGACCCAUGCGUUCCUUUGUCCUCCAUGUGCAGGACAACAUGGGUCAGGAAGUGAUGACUCUCUUAAGGCCUUACAGAUGCAGUGCUUGCUGCUGUCCCUGCUGCCUGCAAGAGCUUGAGGUCCAGGCUCCACCGGGCACGCCAAUUGGAUAUGUGGUUCAGAACUGGCACCCUUUCUUACCCAAAUUUACAAUUCAGAAUGAGAAGAGAGAGGGAGUCCUGAAGAUUAAGGGUCCGUUUUGUGCCUGUAAUUGUUGUUCGGAUGUGAAUUUCGAGGUUUUGUCCAUGGAUGAAACCGCGAAUGUAGGCAGGGUCUGUAAGCAGUGGACAGGCAUGUUGCGAGAAGCCUUCACUGACGCUGACAACUUUGGCAUUAAGUUUCCCUUGGACCUGGACGUGAAGAUCAAAGCUGUUCUUCUCGGGGCCUGCUUUCUCAUUGACUUCAUGUACUUUGAAAAUAACCAGAACAAUAAUUGAGUGGAACGUCGCUACCUGUUGCCUUCGCUCUGAGGGGAACCCACACGUCAGGAUUUACUGGACCUCCUUGCAGUUUGAUACCCACCAAAGACAUGAAUGGAAAUAAUAUAACGUUUUUAUAUUUUUGCAUACAAAUAUUCAAUAUAUAUAUUUUAAAUAUUUACAGUGCACAUUGAACACGUUGGACAUUGUCCAUUUUAUC
Molecule: messenger RNA, 1411 nt
Organism: Colossoma macropomum (tambaqui)
Lineage: Eukaryota; Metazoa; Chordata; Actinopteri; Characiformes; Serrasalmidae
Product: phospholipid scramblase 1-like
Exons: 11
Coding region: 406-1209 (267 amino acids)
Biological process (GO): plasma membrane phospholipid scrambling
Cellular component (GO): plasma membrane
Molecular function (GO): phospholipid scramblase activity
Source: RefSeq, a predicted model, not a curated record